CUUCACGACGUAUGGCGGCGGGAGGAGAGCAGCUCGCGUUGAGAUACGACCGCACUGUCCCGCUGGCACGGUAUCUCGCGAUGAAUGGCGCGCAGGCGAAGCUGUGGCAGGUCGGGAAGGUGUACGACAAGAUCGGCGAGUACGUCAGGCGCAAGGGCGAGCCCGAGCGGCUCGAGCAGCUCAUGGCUGACACCACUCCUGACGAACGCGAGCGCCAAGGCCGGCAUCAACGAGACGGCCAUCCUCUACGGGUACUAUUCUGGUCAUACAAGGUGAUCGACUGCCUCUCGUUUGAUAUGUCCCUCGGGCGCGGCCUCGACUACUACACCGGCAUCAUCUACGAGGCCAUCGGCGAGGUGUCCGCGCCCGCCCGCCCGGAUUCAACGCCACCAAUGUGUUCGCAGACGCGCCUGCGUCCACCGCGCCCUCUGCAACGCAGGCGCCGAAGAAGACGAAGAAGGCGCAGACGGGGCAAGACGAGGAUGCCGAGAUCGAUGAAUUGACAGUGGGCAUGGACUCGAUCGCCGCUGGCGAGCGGUACGACAACCUCGUGAGCAUGUUCACCGCCGCCGCUGCGGGCGAAGGCAAGAAGGCGCCGACAUUUCUUUGCACAGCUCUGGGUUCAAUUAUUCGAGUAAGUUACCAUCGUUCAUACUAACGGAGCUCGCCUGCUGCAGCUCACGGAACUCUCCUCGGCGCUGCACUCUCUCGUGCUCUCGUGUGCAUCUCUCGGCAUCGCGUAGAUAUUUCCAACCAGUGUCGUCCCUUAUACCAAUUUGAAAACAGUAGAACUACAACACUAUCCUUAUACUAUUCCGG
Molecule: messenger RNA, 819 nt
Organism: Fomitopsis serialis
Lineage: Eukaryota; Fungi; Basidiomycota; Agaricomycetes; Polyporales; Fomitopsidaceae
Exons: 2
Coding region: 12-503 (163 amino acids)
Biological process (GO): mitochondrial translation
Cellular component (GO): mitochondrion
Source: RefSeq, a predicted model, not a curated record